This is a messenger RNA of Mercenaria mercenaria, 1143 nucleotides long. RefSeq lists its product as uncharacterized. The record is from RefSeq and is a predicted model, not a curated record. Bases 1 to 1143 code for a protein of 380 amino acids. The transcript has a single exon. Lineage: Eukaryota; Metazoa; Mollusca; Bivalvia; Venerida; Veneridae.
AUGAUCGCUAAGACCAGCUACAUAAGCAAGAUAAGAAAGAAGUCCACAGAUAAAAAAAAAACGGUAAAUAAGGUAUUUGAAACGUGUACAACUACUUCUUUAGAUUUUAAAGAACUACAGUCGAGACUACAAGAUUGCAAGGCCUCACAGCAGAAUGGGCAACUUUACAUUACAAUUAAACAAGCUAAAUCUAAACUAAAAUCAGACGAAAUAAAGGAGGCAGGCAGAAGUUUAGAAAAAACCAAGAUGCAAUACACAUUUGAGAAAAACGAAGACCUGGAAAACAUGCUUUCAAAACAAAAUGCAUCUGGAAAGCUUACUUUGUCUACUGUUGUAACUUCAAAGGUGAGGAAACCAAUUGACAGUUUUACCUACAAAGGAUGCAUAAAUUUAAAGACAAAGUCGGAUCAGUAUGGUUGCUUUAUCACAGGAUGUGUUCUUCUGUCCUCUAACAAACUUGUGGUGGCUGACAAGGAUAACGAAAAACUGAAAGUUGUUGAUAUCAAAGACAAAGCUGUAAUAGAAGAGAUAAUACUAUCUUCACAACCAUGGGAUAUUGCAGUAAUGCCCCUGGACCAGGUUGCUGUGACAGUGCCAGAUAAGAAAGAGAUCCUUAUUAUGACAACAGCAGGUAAACUGUCAACUAUCCUCAAGUUCCCAGUUAAAGGAGAAUGUAGAGGUAUAGAUUUCCAUCAAGGCCAUCUCUAUAUAGUUUGCAUUGAUCCGAAGUGUGUAUUUAUUACAGAUACACAAGGUAACGUCCAGAACACAAUUAAUCUGGAUAAUAAGAUAUUUGGCACACCUAACUACCUACUACUAAGUAAGGAUCCGAGACAUAUCUUCAUUAGUGUCUAUGGCAGUAACAGUGUCGUCGAUAUAACACUACAAGGUGAUACAUCUGCUGAAUACAAAAACAAAGACUUUAUAUCACCAGAGGGAAUGAUGAUAUCAGACGAUGGAUCCUUGCUGGUGUGUUGCAAUGGUAUGAAAGGCAGCAUACAUGGCAUUUCUGCUGAUUUGAAUCAAGGUGACACGAUGUAUGAUGAACUGUCUUUUCCGUACUCUAUCUGUUAUAAUCGUAAUCAACAUGAGGUCUAUGUUGGAUGUGUUAAUGAUUACAUGAUUGUGUUGAGUGCCAAAUAA